UCCAAAACUCACGUCAAGUAUUAUUAUAUUGUCAGUUUACCAAACUGUUUACUAGUGCCUACGUUUCGUUUUGUCGUCUGCAUUUUGUAGUACUGCCGUAAUUAUUUGCACUGUUACUAGAGGUUGUUGUUGUUGUUAUAUGUACUGAUAGUGGCACACUGGCGAUCGGUUCCGGUUGUGCAUGUCGUGGAAAAAUUUGAAACUGAUGACCAGUCACGAAACACUUGUGACAGUGAUAAAGAACUGUAAAUUCUAGUGCUUGGCAUGACUCGAUAACAAUUGAUUAUUAGGCUAGUGGAACUAUUACUUUUCUGAUAUAAGCUACCCUAUUAGUUAAUCUUGUUAUUAAUCUUGCAUGAAGAAACUAACAUCUUGUUUGUUCAUAGCACAAAUUGUCCAAUAAAAAAAUAGAUGUAAACAAUAAUCGUAGAAAAUAAUUCACACUUAGGUGAAAACGCAUUUGCUUUGAUUUUAUCUAGGUAGAAUGUGCAAUUGUGACUUAAACUUUACUAUAAAUCAUUGAUACUAGCACAAUUACUUUUGACAUCCAGUAAAUACCUGCAAAUAUCUAUAUAGAAUCCUAGCCAUGAUUGUUAAAAAUAUUUUUUUGGUAAUGAGUUUAUUCCUUUUUAGUGAUUGCUCAGAUUUGGGCAAUGAAGUCACCAAAGAUGCCAAUACACAUAUUGGUUGUGGAUGUGGCCUUACAAGCAGAAAUAACAAGUAUGAAAAUUCACACAUAUUUUUUAUGAAUUUAAUUAGGCCCCAAAAAAAUAUGUGUGCUGUCCAAAAAUCAACAAAACAUAGGAGAGGUUCUAGAAUGGCAUUCAUACCUGGAAAUUCUUUUUAUAUGGGAACAAACAAACCAAUCAUUUUGGCAGAUGGUGAAGGACCAGAGAGGGAAACGUCGAUUUCAGACUUUUUUAUAGAUGUUUUUGAAGUCAGCAAUAAUCACUUUCAAGAAUUCGUAAUGGACAGUGGCUAUGUAACUGAAGCUGAAAAGUUUGGAAAUUCAUUUGUUUUUGAACAUUUAAUAAGUGAGAAAACAAAAGCAACAAUUAACCAAGCUGUGGCUGCAGCUCCCUGGUGGUUACCUGUCAAUGGAGCUGAUUGGAAGCAUCCUGAAGGACUUGAUUCAAAUAUUAAAGAUCGAAUGAACCAUCCCGUGGUCCAUGUCUCGUGGAAUGAUGCCGUAGCAUUCUGUGAGUGGGCGGGCAAGAGGCUGCCAACUGAGGCAGAAUGGGAGUUUGCUUGCCGUGGAAACCUCCAAGGACGACUCUUUCCCUGGGGCAAUAACGCUUUGCCAAGAGGAGAACACAGGAUGAAUAUCUGGCAGGGUCAGUUCCCUGAGGAAAACACAGCAGAUGAUGGCUUCUUGUCCACUGCUCCUAUAGACAGGUUCGCCAACAACAGUUACGGACUGCAUAACAUGGUGGGCAAUGUGUGGGAAUGGGUGGCAGAUUGGUGGACUACCCACCAUUCAUCUCACCAUCAGACAGACCCGACUGGUCCAGUAUCAGGGACGGAUAAAGUGAAGAAGGGAGGUUCGUACCUGUGUCACCAUAGCUAUUGCUACCGGCACCGCUGUGCCGCCCGGUCUCAGAACACACCAGACAGCUCAGCUGGCAACUUGGGCUUCCGCUGCGCUGCUGAUGUCCACAGAUAACAAUGACACACAGUUUUUACUACAAACCUCUCCUGUCAACUUCAUUAUUUUUCCAAUAGAUUAUUUUUUUAAAACUAUGAACAACAAUUUUUCUAAAUGUUUCCAAGAAACAGUUAAAAUAUUCUGAAAUAUAAUUUAAUUAAUUUCUUUUCAGUUAGUGACAUAAAUCAAAAGCAUAAAAUUAGUGAUCUUAACAAUUGCAUGUUUUAUUCUAAAAAUUUGUAUGUGAAUAAUUUACUUUUAUACAAUUAUACAACUACAUUGAGAAGCUUUUGAGCUCAUAAAUUUGAACACAGCUAUUUGAUAUGAUUUAUUUACAUCAUUUUUGUCUGUACAAAUAUGUCUUUACUUUUAAUAAUGUAUUGUUUUGCAUAAAAAGACAAUAUAAUAUAUAUUUAGUAUA
Molecule: messenger RNA, 2066 nt
Organism: Homalodisca vitripennis (glassy-winged sharpshooter)
Lineage: Eukaryota; Metazoa; Arthropoda; Insecta; Hemiptera; Cicadellidae
Product: formylglycine-generating enzyme
Exons: 5
Coding region: 587-1663 (358 amino acids)
Cellular component (GO): endoplasmic reticulum
Source: RefSeq, a predicted model, not a curated record